AAUGUGUGCACACCAAGCUGGUAGGACGUGUUAUUCCUCGCAAGCGGCAACACAACCUCAUCAAUAAAGCAUGAGCUGGUUCGGCUAUGCUGAUGCUGCUGAUUUAGCACGGGCACAAGAAGUGGCAAGAAACGAGGCCAGGCGAGUGAAGGAGGAAAAGGAACGUGCUGAAGAAGCAAGAAAAGAAGCAAAUGAAAGUAACAUAAGAGCUAAAGAUGCCGAAGAACGAGCCCAAAAGGAGAACCAAAGAGCAAAUGAGGAGAGGGAACGUGCAGAACAGGAAAAGAUGGCUGCUGGUAAAGCAAAGGAAGAAGCAACUGAAAGUGCAAGAAGAGCUGAACAAGCUGCAGAACAGGCCCACAUUGAAAAACAAAAAGCACUUGAGGCACAGGGUCUUGCAAAGGAAGAGAGAGUGAGAGCAGAAGAGGCAAGAGCACGUGCAGAAAAUGAAGCCCGAAAAUCUGUGGAGACAAGACAAAAGAAGGAAACUGCUGAGCAAGAAAACAAACGCCUUCUGGAUGAGAAAGAUGAAAAGCAAAAGAGAGAUGAAACGUUAAUGCAAUUUGCAUGGGGACCAAAGAAGACCAAACGAGGAAGAUGGACAGCACAGGAGGUUCAACGACUCCGAGACAUGUUUUAUGAACACAUGCAUGACAAGGAAGGGAGGCUGAUACAUGGGAAGAUCCUGAUAUUUGGUCCGAGCGGUGCUGGAAAGUCCUCCUUCUGCAAUGGCUUGAGAGCAGCACUAAAGGAUUCUGCCCAACCUACCACCUACUAUGCCGUUGGUAGUCACGACAACUCACUUACUAGGACUUUCCAGCCUUCACAAUAUGGUGACCACUGGAUUAUUGACAUGCCAGGAAUAUUUGAAUCCAGUGAUUUCAAAACGGAGAGUAUUGAAGCUAUUGCUUCCGGACGGGUCCGUUUCGAUGCUCAGAUAGGAAACUGGAAAACGCUUGAGGUGAAAAUCAACCAACAACAGGCGCGAAGGGAUGUGUCAUGCGUUGUUCUGGUUCUACAUCAUGGCAUCACUCUGGGUGAUGAAUUGAAGCGUCAGCUUAAUGCUAUCAUACGAUUAGGGGGAGAAGGUGUCCUGUCCUACCACCUGGUGCUGACUCACCUGGAUGAGUGUGACCCGCAGUUCAAGGACCCAGAAAACAUUCCCAACCUGUACAAUUCACCACUAGUACAGGAAGCUGUGAAGAUGAUGUCAGAACAAACUGGCAUUCCACCAUACGCCAUCAGUUACGUCAAGAAUUAUGUCACGGAAAAUACCACACACACCAACACGAAGCUGCUUCACCUGGAAGCUCUUGACAGAAUCCUCACCUCUACAGCUGAACAAGUGGAGAAGAUGAUUGAUUUAAAACUUCAGAAGAACAUGUAUGAGGAUGCACGAGUCAGCUGGACGACCGCAGUCUUUAUAUCCGCUGCCGUGAUGUGCGUGUGCGCUGUGGUAUAUAUGUGUACCCAGUAAAUAGGUACACCAUGCUCUGUUAUGGAUAUGAAGAUCACCCUGAUACUGAGGAGACACACGCUGCAUCUGAAGAGAAGAAGCCUGCGUCAAUCGACUGGGCCAUCCCAAUGUCAAUAUCUGCUGUUGGGAUACUUUUUUUGGCUGGGGUAUGUAUGCCCAGCAAAUGUAAAACCAUGCCCUGCUAUGCAUAUGAAAGACAUAUGUUUUGACAUUAGUUAAUGAGUGAGUUAAACCCAUCGGCAGUAUUUCAACCAUAUCGUGACUUUCAAAGGUUAUUGCCCCUGAUACUGAGGAGACACAAGCUGAAGAUAAUUGUCAGCCGAUACAAGAUGCAGCAGUCAACAUGACAGUGUUGAUAUCAUCUUGGAUAGGUUUGUGUGCAGCAAUUAUAAGGCUGUGAUGGCCCCCUUUGUAUCCUCAGUAAAUUAAAUGUGGUAAUGAUAUUCACCAAAGACUCAAAACUAAUGACCUGUCUUCUGAAAUUAAAUAAAUAAUAAAUAUUACACAUAAAUGAAGGAUAAUACCAGAGGCAAAAUGAAUAUUCAUAUCAAUUUCAUUCUCUAAAAACUGGGAGACAGUUGUGAAUAAACCAUUUAUUGCCAUUUCCGUACUUAAUUAUGUGAACUUUCAAACAUCAUGCACUAUGUACCAUGCCUUUGAAUCAACAUUUAGUCCUGUGGAGAGUUGUUCAGUGGUUUAAAAUCCAUAAUGCAU
This is a messenger RNA of Haliotis rufescens (red abalone), 2191 nucleotides long. RefSeq lists its product as uncharacterized. The transcript has 9 exons. Lineage: Eukaryota; Metazoa; Mollusca; Gastropoda; Lepetellida; Haliotidae. The coding region runs from base 71 to 1477 and encodes 468 amino acids. The record is from RefSeq and is a predicted model, not a curated record.